AUACCAUACCAGUGAUUCUCUGCGCCGUUGAAGACAGCUGACGUUGUUCUCAAGUCUGAUUUAUUUCAUCUUCAAAUCUUUGAUUUCUUCAGAGGCAUGUGCUUGUCUAGUAACUACCCCCUGAUUCGUAGUAUGUUAAUCUAAAUUUCGCUGGGGCUUGAGAAACGGCAGCCAAAGUAUGAAAAUUACCGAUAACAACCGUCGCCCACUUUCUUCAUUCUGGGUUAAUACCUCUACUCGAAAUGAAGCUCAUCACUGUCAACUUCCUGACCUGUGCUGUGAAGGGGUGCAAAACAGCAGCAGCAUCAUAUCCGCUGCAUUUUCGAGAUGCUGAAUUAGAAUUGCAGGAACUGGAGUUCCAGCCAGAGUUCAUACUCAAUAUUAUUCCUCGGAUUGAUUGGGAAGCGCUGCGAGUCAUGGCAAAUGAGCUCGGUUUUCCCAAAAUCCCAGACACUAAGCCGGAAGGUGAUGCGCUUAAAGAUGAGCAGCUUCUAAAGGAACUCCACAGGCUCUUGUUAGAAACACAGGUUGUUGAAGGAAGAUUGUGUUGCGGAAAUUGCGGCCAUGAAUAUAUGAUCAAGGAAGGAAUCGCUAACUUUCUUCUCCCCAGUCAUUUAGUCUAAAUAUACGAAGGUGUGAGUUCAAGUGAGUCCAGUCACUGGAACCCGAGAUGCCUGUCCAGGAAUCUGUUGGUCUCUUUUUGACAAAAAUAUUUGUGACCUUCCGUCAGUCGGCUUUGCAUCUACCAAAACU
Messenger RNA from Aspergillus piperis CBS 112811, 753 nucleotides. Its product is annotated as RNA methylation protein TRM112. Gene Ontology annotation, molecular function: protein heterodimerization activity. The transcript is spliced from 4 exons. NCBI's taxonomy places the organism in Eukaryota, Fungi, Ascomycota, Eurotiomycetes, Eurotiales, Aspergillaceae. The record is from RefSeq and is a predicted model, not a curated record. The coding region runs from base 243 to 623 and encodes 126 amino acids. Gene Ontology annotation, biological process: rRNA (guanine-N7)-methylation; peptidyl-glutamine methylation; tRNA methylation.